AGUGAGAUCCAAAGUCCUCUGGAAAUCGUGUUAAUAUCAUAGUACAUGUUAUGUGGAUUUCCAGUCAUUUGAAGGUUCUUCUCAGGACAUUAGUUGUAGAUCUCCACACCUGUUGUAGGUCCCAAGCAAUGAAGGCUUCAGGAAAACACUUCCCAAAGGUUUACGUGACCAGAAGGAUUCCACCAGAUGGUAUGAAGAUUCUCCGUCAGUCAGGAUGCUGCGAUAUUGAGCAAUGGGACUCUGAUGAUCCUGUACCACGCUCUGAACUUCUCAAGAAGGUUGUUGGAAUUCAGGGAUUGUACUGUCUCUUGACCGAGAAGAUUGACAAGGAGUUACUAGAUGCUGCAGGUCCAAGCUUAAAAGUUAUCAGCACCAUGUCUGUCGGAUAUGACCAUUUGUCAUUGGAUGAAAUUAAAAAAAGAGGCAUCCGAGUUGGAUUUACCCCAGACGUUUUAACAGAAGCUGUGGCUGAACUUACAGUGGCGCUAUUGCUAGCGACAUCUCGAAGGCUAAUUGAGGCUGUGGAUGAAGCAAGGAGUGGGGGAUGGGGCACAUGGAAACCCCUAUGGAUGUGCGGAAGUGGACUCUCUGGUAGUACUGUUGGAAUCCUUGGAAUGGGACGAAUUGGUGAAGCCAUUGCGCAUCGUUUGAAGCCAUUUGGUGUCAGCAAAUUCAUAUACAAUGAUAUUGCACCUAGACAUGAACUAGCCCAAAAGAUCUCAGCUGAAUAUGUUUCCUUGCUUGAACUGGCCAAGCAGUCCGAUUUCCUUCUGGUGUGUUGUGCAUUGACACCUGAAACGCAUGGGGUCUGCAAUAAACAGCUCUUCUCCAACAUGAAAAGCAGCGCAAUCUUCAUAAAUACAAGCAGGGGAGCUGUGGUAAACCAGGAGGAUCUUUAUCAGGCCUUGGCGUCUAACCAGAUUGCAGCUGCUGGUCUUGAUGUAACAGUACCUGAGCCGCUUCCUACGGAUCAUCCUCUCUUCACACUCAAAAACUGUGUCAUUCUUCCCCACAUUGCCAGUGCCACUGUGGAAACAAGGAAUGCCAUGGCGGCCCUCGCUGCAAACAACUUGUUAGCAGGACUGAAAGGAGAAUCAAUGCCCAAAGAAGUACCACUGAAUUAAUGAAGAGUAGUGGAUUCUCUAAGUGUGGCAUCCAGCAAGCAUGUGGCUGUACUUGCAGUAAUGAGACUGAAUAACUGUUCUCACUAUAUAUAUAUAUAUAUAUAUAUAUAUAUAUAUACACUAAUUAACUAUAUGUAUGUUACACUGAUGUCAAAUUUUUCAUCUAAGCAAACGCAAAGCUUGAACUAAAGCAUUACAUUUACUGCACUGACAUUACAGAGGUCUCUGUCUGCAA
This is a messenger RNA of Bufo gargarizans (Asiatic toad), 1359 nucleotides long. RefSeq names its product glyoxylate reductase/hydroxypyruvate reductase-like. The transcript is spliced from 9 exons. The coding region runs from base 51 to 1124 and encodes 357 amino acids. Gene Ontology annotation, molecular function: glyoxylate reductase (NADPH) activity; NAD binding; hydroxypyruvate reductase [NAD(P)H] activity. The record is from RefSeq and is a predicted model, not a curated record. Gene Ontology annotation, cellular component: cytosol. Lineage: Eukaryota; Metazoa; Chordata; Amphibia; Anura; Bufonidae.